Messenger RNA from Onychostoma macrolepis, 2763 nucleotides. It is a transcript of the gene sp1, whose product is annotated as sp1 transcription factor. The transcript has 6 exons. The record is from RefSeq and is a predicted model, not a curated record. NCBI's taxonomy places the organism in Eukaryota, Metazoa, Chordata, Actinopteri, Cypriniformes, Cyprinidae. Bases 78 to 1943 code for a protein of 621 amino acids. Gene Ontology annotation, biological process: regulation of transcription by RNA polymerase II. Gene Ontology annotation, molecular function: DNA-binding transcription factor activity, RNA polymerase II-specific; RNA polymerase II cis-regulatory region sequence-specific DNA binding.
CUGAUUGGUCCAUAGCCCCCGCCGCUGUGACUCCGUCCUUUCUGUUCAUCAAGUUCGGUUGAGUUGUUUAAGAGUUCAUGUCAGACUUAAAGAAGCGUGAAAAACUCGCGCCUUCACACAUUAUGAGCGAUCCACAGCAGAAUGAAAUGGCGGCGCUGCUGGACAACGACACGAGCUUCAUACAGAAGAGAAACUCCAGCACAGCUCAGGACUCGCAGCAGCCGUCCCCUUUAGCGCUGCUGGCUGCCACCUGCAGUCGGAUCGAUGAAAAUGACGCGGCAGAACAACAGUCGCGUCAGAACCAGGACGCACAGCUCGAGCUCCAGCAGCCCCAUCUGUCCCACAGCGCUAACGGCUGGCACGUGGUCCCGGUGUCCAGCAGCACCUCCUGCUCCGCCGCGGAGGACCGGAGCCGAGCCGGAGCCCUGCUGCAGCCGCAGUACGUGAUGGCCUCCUCGCAGAGCCUGCAGAGCCAGCCGGUGUUCACCACGCUCUCUGGGGUCAUGCCGAGCGUCCAGUACCAGGUGAUCCCGCAGUUCCAGACCGUGGACGGACAGCAGCUGCAGUUCACUCAGACUGCUCCUGAGGUGUCCACAGCAGCGGGGCAGUUUCAGCUGGUGUCCUCUCCCAGCGGGAAUCAGCAGCUCAUCGCUGCCCCCACCAGCAGAGCUUCUGGAAACAUCCUGACAGUCCCUGGACUCUUCCAGCAGGCCAUCCCGCUGCAGAACAUCAGCCUGGGCGGAGCGGUGCUGCCCAAUCAGGCGCAGUUCCUGACCAACAUGCCGCUCAACGCCAACAUCACGCUCCUCCCGGUGGGCUCUGUAGGAGACGCGAACACCUCAGGAGCUCCUCAGCAGCUGUUCCAGACCAGCGUGUCGUCCACCACCGCAGCGGAGUACUGCACCACCGCCACCAGCACACAGACGACUGCGCAGGGGGUCGUAACGCUAGCUCAGAGCAACACCGCAGAGCCUGGGAAGUCCUUCCAGAACACGCCCGGAGACGGACAGAAAGCCAGUCAAGCUCAGAUCAUGAUUCAGCCGCAGCAGGUGCUGCAGAGCGUCUCGGCCGGCGGCCAGGUGUUCGCCACGCAGAGCCUGUCUCAGGACGGAGUGCAGAACGUUCAGAUCCAGACCAUCGCCAACGGCAGCCCCAUCCUGAUCCGCACCGUCGGGCCCAACGGACAGGUUAGCUGGCAGACGCUUCAGCUGCAGAGCCCCGCUAACACCCAGAUCACGCUAGCGCAGCCCGGCACGCUCUCGGGCCUGCAGACCAUCAACCUGAACACGCUGGGAAACACAGGGCUGCAGAUGCACCAGCUGCAGGGGGUUCCCAUCACCAUCGCCAACACAGCGGGGGAUGUGAGCGGGUCAGCGGGGGACGCUCUGGAGGACAGCGGGGCGCUGGAGGAGAAUGUGGAGAGCAGCCCGACGCCCAGCAGCAGACGCACACGCAGAGAAGCCUGCACCUGCCCUUACUGCAAAGACGGAGAGGGACGUGACCCCACUAAGAAGAAGCAGCACAUCUGUCAUAUUCCCGGCUGUGAGAAGGUGUAUGGGAAGACGUCUCACCUGCGAGCACACCUGCGCUGGCACACCGGAGAGCGGCCCUUCGUCUGCUCCUGGUCCUUCUGCGGGAAACGCUUCACUCGCUCCGAUGAGCUGCAGCGGCACAAGAGAACACACACAGGUGAGAAGAAGUUCUCGUGCCCGGAGUGUCCCAAACGCUUCAUGCGCAGCGACCACUUGUCCAAACACAUCAAGACACACUUGAAUAAGAAGAGCUCUGGGGUCGUGAGCAGCACAGAUAACGGCGUGAGCCCCGACGCCGCGGCCGAUCAGCAGACUCUGGUUCCUAUGGACCCGCGGUUAGCGUCCAGCGGCAUCAGCGUGCUGCAGGUCACAGAUCUGCACUCCAUUAAUCUCAGCAGCAAUGGCUAUUAAUGCACUGUGGUGUCUGGAGAGAUGCGUUGAGACGCUCCGGCCUCAGCCAGCGACGGGACGGAGAGCUGUGAAAGGUGUUUGUUUACCUCGUCCUGCUCCUCUUUAUGCAUCCCUUCCUUGUAUAUUCUCAGCUCUCUUUCCCCUCUUUUACCGAUUCCCUGAACUGAAACUGUGACGCGGUCACCUAAACAUCACUCAGCGGUCCACUUGAUGUCAAGAAAUGAGGAUACCUUGGGUUUAAACAGAACGACACCAAAAGAAAGAUGGAAAAAAAAAACUGUGUGAAAGUGAAAUCGUAGUCUUCUUUUUAAUAGUUUACUCACAAGCCAUCAUGCUUUCAUGUAUUAAUCACAGUAAAUAAGAUGAAACAAAAAGAUGUGAUGCUUUUUGUACAUAAGUUAUAUUUUUUCUAAGUAUGGAAAACUGCAAAUUCUGAAAUGACCUUUGUUUUGUGAAAGUAUGAAUUAUGCAGUCUUAAAUGUCGCCAUUUUUAUAUUACGUAGAUCUUCCGUAACAUUUUGUAUUGCUUUAGUUCUUUGUCUUGGUGUACAAAACACAUUUAAGUUACAGUAAAUGCAUGCGGUCGCUUAAUGCUAAUUGUCCCGGUUUUCUUGGUCGCUGUGGUCUUAAUGUUUCGUUUCUAGGGAAAAUGUAAACCAGUUCAAAUACAGAUGCCUUAAAGCCUUUAUAUAGAGAGGGCUCUUUUAUGAACUUGAGUUCAAACCAAAGCUCUACUUUCCUUUACAUGUUAACUCAGGUGAAUGUUACUCUUUUGGUGUUCAGCAUUCAUAAUUAUUAAAUUAAGAGGAACUUCACAAAG